AGACGGCUGGCGGAUCGGGUGUGCUGCUGUGUCGUGCUGCUGCUGCUGACGAUGACGAAGUAGUAGUCAUAAGUUGGUGAAAGAGGGUUCCAGCAGGUGAAACGGGCGCUGAAGUUGGACAAGCGAGUGUCGGAAAGGAGGACAAGAAAAAAACUUCACUGAUGAACAAGGAUAUGGUCGUGUUGGUGCUGGCAGCAACCGUGACUCUGCUCUCCUCGGCGUCAGCGUUCGACCAGAGCCUCCUGCAGCGUAUAGAAAGCAGGACAGCUAGCGAGUGGCAGGCCGUCUGGAGCGAGGAGAGGCUGGCCCUGUGUCGCGCCCGCCUGAGGCACAACCUGGACGCCAUCUGCGGCAAGGACGUCUACAGGAGGUCGCCGGGCCACCAAGGGCGCUACAAGCGGCGGGCGCCCAAGUGCCUCCGGACGCAAGGUGGAACGACCAACAACAGCGGAGACAACAGGAGUACCACAACCAACUCCAAUGCAGUUAUGACCUACCCUCCGUCGGCACCAGUUGUACGACCGUCCCUCCCUGACACUGGCCAAAACACAGAUGAAGGAAGGUCCCCCUUCCUGAGCGUCCAGCAAGCUAACCUUUUCGUGACCACCUGGGUAAGGGGAGGUGGACCUGUACACGGUCGACGUCGUAGGCAGUCUCAGUCAAUCACUUCGGAGUGUUGCACAGCGGCUGGUUGUACUUGGGAGGAAUAUGCUGAAUACUGCCCUACCUCCAGCAGAGUGCGGCCUGGAGUUAUACCGAUCUAAUGUGUAGAAUGUCCAGCUCUCAGCAGAGUACUACGACCUGGCCUGGAGUUAUACCAAGUUAAUGUGGCAUAUAUAUUUACCAACUACUAGCGGAGUAUGGCCUUGUUUGAAGUUAUAAUUCUAAUGUGUAGAAUUUUGUCCAACGUUCAGCAGUUAUGCUAUGUAGAGUUUUGUUCAAUUCUCAGCUAAUUGUCGAAUGUUGUCCAACUACUAGCACAGUACGGCCUGUCCUGGAGUUAUAUUAAGCUAAUGUGCUGGGUGUUAUCCAUCUCACAGCAAAUUACAGCCUGAGGUUAUAUACCAAGCUAACUGUAGGAUGUUGUCCAACUCCCAGAAGAAUACGGCCUGGAAUGAUACCUACCAAUCAAAAUGAUCUACCAGAUGCUGUCCUCUUCUCUGACAGAGUUCCAGAAGCUUAAUAACUCUGAAUAGGCAUCUCACCUGUUGUAGUUACUGUAGAUUUUGCUUGAUUUGGGCAACGAACUAAGUCUUAAGAGCUUUCAUACCUUGAAACAACAUCUGUUUGCUUUGCACUUAUUUUAAAAUAAAUGCAGAUUUUUAUUGACCAGUAUUCAUGAGUUAAAGGUUUAGUCUUGGACAAUGCCAUCUAUUUUUAGUCAAAUUUAAACUUACAGGGUGCCCAUACACUGAGAGCUGUUUCACAACUGGGACAAAUUCUGUGUGAUUCCACUGAAAGGAAACACAGGCUGUGCUGGUUUUCUUUGGAGCAAAUUCUGUCAGAUUUCACUAACAGAAGCGCUGGCUGCUAAGGAUUCCUGUCACUAGUAAACACCUGGUAAAGUAAGCUUUUGAACACCUCUCAGUGUAACCAACCCCAAGCAGACUCUCAGUCACGCGAAAUUACGUUGAAGUCAGAUCACAGUGGCUGAUGCGAUCUGACCUCACCAGAUUAGAUCAAGACUGUGGUCAAACUUUUCCAACCCAAUCAUUGAAAAGAAAGCUGAUAAUGAAAUGUAAAUAUAUAUAUAAAAAAGAAGAAAAUCAAUGUCUGCAUUAACUUGGUAGUAUUCAGAAAUAUAUAUACGCAUGCAAUGAUUUCCAUAGAUUUACUUAGCCACCUAUGCUCAACAAUGCAGUUACUUAAGGUCUAGUGUAGUAGGCCCCAUGUACAGUACACCUAAGUAGAAAUUAAACGAAAUAUAUGAAUAUGAGUGUGACCUUCAACCUUACAGAGAGAAUAACAAAACAAUUGCUCAGAUACUUGUAAUGAAGACAUGUAGAGUAGUGCAACUACUUGUAGGAGA
Molecule: messenger RNA, 2029 nt
Organism: Macrobrachium nipponense
Lineage: Eukaryota; Metazoa; Arthropoda; Malacostraca; Decapoda; Palaemonidae
Product: probable insulin-like peptide 7
Source: RefSeq, a predicted model, not a curated record